AGAGAGCUUCAGUUGAUGCGCUCGAUGGAUCAUCCAAAUGUUGUUUCUUUGAAGCAUAGUUUUUCCUCGACCACCAGUAUAGAUGAUCUUUUCCUCAACCUGGUUAUGGAGUACAUGCCUGAAUCCUUGUACCGGGUACUCAAGCAUUAUAGCGGUAUUAACCAGAGGAUGCCACUUAUAUUUGUUAAGCUCUACACAUAUCAGAUUUUUAGAGGGUUGGCUUAUAUUCGUAACGUUCCAGGAGUUUGUCAUAGAGAUGUGAAGCCACAAAAUGUUUUGGUCGACCCUCUUACUCACCAAGUGAAGAUUUGUGAUUUUGGGAGUGAUAAAAUUUUGGUUAAGGGCGAAGCAAACAUAUCUUACAUUUGUUCAUGGUAUUAUCGUGCUACUGAACUCAUAUUUGGCGCAACAGAAUACAGUACUUCAAUUGACAUAUGGUCAGCAGGUUGUGUCCUUGCGGAGUUACUCCUUGGCCAGAUUUUUACCUGUUCUUUUAUAUUUCAACCACUAUUUCCUGGAGCAAGUGUUGUUGAUCAUCUUCUUGAGAUAAUCAAUGUUCUUGGUACUCCAACUCGCGAGGAAAUUCGAUGCAUGAAAACUAACUACACAGAUUUAGCUAUUCAAAGAUUAAAUCUCAUCCAUGACAUAAGGUUAGGACUUCAUAGAUCUUGA
Molecule: messenger RNA, 672 nt
Organism: Asparagus officinalis (garden asparagus)
Lineage: Eukaryota; Viridiplantae; Streptophyta; Magnoliopsida; Asparagales; Asparagaceae
Product: shaggy-related protein kinase eta-like
Exons: 6
Coding region: 16-672 (218 amino acids)
Biological process (GO): protein phosphorylation; signal transduction
Cellular component (GO): cytoplasm
Molecular function (GO): ATP binding; protein serine/threonine kinase activity
Source: RefSeq, a predicted model, not a curated record